This is a messenger RNA of Fimicolochytrium jonesii, 3758 nucleotides long. RefSeq lists its product as uncharacterized. Gene Ontology annotation, molecular function: ATP binding; ATP hydrolysis activity. Bases 176 to 3661 code for a protein of 1161 amino acids. Gene Ontology annotation, cellular component: Smc5-Smc6 complex. The transcript has 13 exons. Gene Ontology annotation, biological process: double-strand break repair via homologous recombination. Lineage: Eukaryota; Fungi; Chytridiomycota; Chytridiomycetes; Spizellomycetales; Powellomycetaceae. The record is from RefSeq and is a predicted model, not a curated record.
CGGAACUGUGAGCCACCUGCGUUCGGACACGCCUGCGAUUUCCAUUGAUGUUGUCCGUCCGUCCGUGGCUUGCAAUUGCAUUCAGACAGCGCCCAGUUUCCCCACGCUCAGGCGACCAUUUGCCCCUGAUAGCUCAGAGACAUUCCACCACCCCUGACCCUCCCCAUAGGCUAGUAUGGUGGAGGCAAACCCCGCCGUCAGGCUGCGGAGUAGUAGGAGGUCUGUCGUUGCCGCCAAGCCUGUCAGAAGUUCCCGGGGCGAGGAAGAGCAUGGACAGGGAGACGAGGACGAGGAGCUUCCAGAUGAGGAGCAAGAGGGGAAUGAUGAGGAAGAGAUAGAAGACGAGGAAGAGGAAGAGGAGGACGGGGGUCCUCCGAGUCGACGUGGGGGUAGAAGGAAAGAUGAUCGCCCGGUCAAGCGUCAGAGACUCGAUGACGGCCAUGACGAGAACGAAGAGCGGGUUCAAGGACAGGAACCUACAUAUCCCGUUGGAGCAAUCGUACGGAUAAAGUUAAAGAACUUCAUCACAUACGACGCCGUGGAGUUCAGACCAGGCCCCAAUCUCAACAUGAUCAUCGGUCCAAACGGCACGGGCAAAAGUUCCCUGGUGUGUGCCAUCGCUCUCGGGCUAGCUGGAAGACCAGAUGCGCUCGGCAGGCAAAAGUCGCUACAGGACUUUAUCAAAGACGGGCAGGAGAAAGCCUACAUCGAGAUCGAGUUGAAGGGUCGUGGGAAAGGAAGGAACGUCAUCGUUCGCCGUAUCUUCAAGAAGGGCACCGCGAACGCCAACAUGUGGAAAUUGAACGGUGAGCACUCGACGGAGAAGAACGUCAAGGAGAAGAUGGCGUCUAUGCACGUGCAAGUCGACAAUCUGUGCUCGUUCCUGCCGCAAGAGAAAGUCUCCGAGUUUGCGCAGAUGAACCCGCCUGAGUUGUUGCGCGAGACGGAGCGGUCGGCUGGAAAUGCUAAACUGUCCGAAUGGCAUGCGGAGCUUGUGAGCAUGAGGAAUGAGGAGAAGAAGCUGGAAGCGUCCGCGGCGACCACGAGGGCCGAGUUUGAGAACCUGGAGAGGAGACAUGCUCUUAUGCAACGAGACGUGGAACGGUUCAGGGAGCGGGAGGAGGUGCUCAGAAACAUCGCCAUCAUUGAGACAAAGAUCCCGCAAGUCAAAUACGUCCAGCUCCGCGCAGAGGCUUACGGAGCGCACGAGAAGUGGAAGCAGCUGAGAAUAGCUUUCCGAGAGGUCGAGAACAGAACGGCACCUCUGCUUGCGCAACAGGACGAGAAGAAAGAGGAGUUGCGGGAACUAAAAGACAAGGUCAAAGAAUACACCCGCGAAUACUCCGAAAUGCUCACGAACGGCGUCAAAGGCCGCAACGACGCGCUGGACGCAGCCGAGACCGAAACCAACGACCUCUACAGCCAACUGUCUCUCAUUCGCAGGAGGGAGGAGGAGCACCGAAAGAAACGCCAGGAACAGGUGACCAAGAUCGCCCAGACACAGGCCAAAGUCAGGCAACUCGAAACAGCGCUGAUCGAAAGCGGGAUCCUGAGCGAGGACGGCGAAACCCAAGGCGAGGUUGGCGGCGAACUGGCGGAGCUGAGCGCGCGGAUCGAGGGCAAGAACCAGGAACUCCGCAAACUCGCCGAGAAAUCAGACACCAUCCGGCAAGCGAACACUGAUUUGUGUAGAGAGGCCCAGCACCUCCGCACGCAGAGAGAUCGCAAGAUGUCUGAGUUGGAGAACUUUGACUCGGUGCGGAACCAGAAGCUUGAGCUUAUAAAGAGGGAGGCAAAAGAUGUCUAUGAUGCGAUCAUGUGGCUUAGGGACAAUCAGGGCCUCUUUGAGAAGAAGGUCUACGAACCCGUCGUAUUAGAGAUCAAUGUCAAGGACCCGCGCUAUUCGGAGGCAGUGGAGACUUGCCUGGGCAGGGGCAACAUGUUGAUGUUUGUUACAUUGACAAAGAAAGACUACGAUACAUUCGCCGACGAAAUGAUCGAUAAGCGGAAAAUGCGGAUCAACAUCGUAAUGAUGGCGGACAAUGUGCUGAAAACCCCGCCUCACACGAAGGAAGAACUGCAACGCUGCGGCUUCGAAGGCACCAUUCCGGAUUACAUUGAGGGCCCGCCAGAUGUUCUGCAUGCUUUAUGCGCAAGCGCCAACAUACAUAUGAUACCCGUGGCAGCAAAGGAGAUCCCUUUAGCGAAUCAUCGCCUACUCGAGGAUCGCACGAGCGUCGGGACGUAUAUCUCUGGCCCGAUGCGAUAUGCCAUCAGACGCGCGUACGGGACCUCCUCAGUGAACGCGUCCAAAAUGCGGCCAGCGAGGUUCCUGCAGAGUUCAGUCGAUAUGAGCUUAAAAGCGGCCCUAGAACAAGAACUCGACCAGGUGCAUACUCAACUGGAAGACGUACAACGCCGCAUCACGGCCAUCCGCGCGGACGACGACAAGGUCAGGGCGCAGGACGCGAAGCUCCGGGCUGAUAAGACGGCGCUGAACGAGCGCAAGAAGGAGAUUCAUCAGCAGAGGAAGAAGUAUGACAAUGCUAAGGCGGAUCUGGAAAUCCUCGAAAUGAGGUUGAAGAACAUGGAUGACACCGCGCCGGCCUCGUCGGAGGAGGAGGAGGCGAGCACGAAGAAGGAGAUUCGCAAGCUGGCGCUUAGAAGGGCGGGGAUUGCUGUUGAAUUGGAGAAAGCGUACAAAGAAGCCGCAGAUAUCUUCCUCAAACGCACCCUCGCCGACCUGCGACAGAUGACCCUCUCCGCUCAGAUCCUGCAGGGUGACCGCGACAUCGCGGACGCGAUGCAGGAGAAGGAGGCUGCGAAACUGGAGAUGGAUGAUGCCCAGACGGCGUUCAAAGCGAUAGUAACCCGCCGCGACGACGUAAAAGCCGAGUGGAAAGCGGCGAUGGACAAACAUUCGGGUACUAUCACUGCAGAGAUGUACGAGACGUACGCCGACCUGGACGUAGACGCCCUAGAGCAGCUCCUAGCAGAGCAACAAGCGCGCGCCGACACGAUCAACCAGACCGAUGCUGGGAUCAUUGAGGAGUUUGAGCGGCGAAGUGCUGAGUUAGAAAGACUCCGCCAGAAACUUGAUACGGACGCGGGGAAGUUGAACGAGCGGACUGCCCAGAUUCAGCGGAUUAAGAAUAAGUGGGAGCCGGAAUUGCGUGCGCUUGUUGAGAGGAUUAGUGCUGGUUUUGCGACGGCUUUUGAGAAGAUUGGGUGCGCUGGGGAAGUCAAGCUCUCCACACACGAGGAUUACGAUAAAUGGGGCAUCGACAUCCUUGUCAAGUUCAGAGACACAGAGCGUCUUAAUCAACUAACAGGCCAACGCCAAUCCGGCGGUGAACGCUCCGUCUCAACAAUCCUCUAUUUAAUGGCCCUCCAAAGCCUCUCCCACACGCCCUUCCGCGUUGUCGACGAGAUCAACCAGGGCAUGGACCCGCGCAAUGAACGUAUGGUGCAUGGCGAGAUGGUCAGGGCUGCUUGUCAGAUGGGGACUAGCCAGUAUUUCCUCAUCACACCCAAACUCCUCCCCGAUCUCGAGUACCACGAGCGCAUGCGCGUGCUCUGUGUGUUUAACGGGCCGGACACACCCGAGAAACUGGAUGCGAGGCGGUAUUUGGAAAGGAGGAUGGCUGUGCGGGCUGCGUGAGAGGGUGAGAAUGCUGGAUGAGGAUGAUAUUCGAUUUCUUCUCCCACCCGCCGGUCCGCAGAGCCGGGGUUUGUAUAUAUACGUCAUUUUGCCCCAU